AUGCCUGUCUACAAUACUGACUCGACUGAAGGGCUUAGGAAUGCCAUUUUCGACUUCAUUAUCAUCGGCGGAGGCACCGCCGGCCUGGUCGCCGCCAACCGGCUGACCGAGCGAUCCGAUAUACGCGUCCUGGUCCUCGAAGCCGGCACCAACCGACUCGGCGAUCCUCACACUCAAAUCCCAGCCCUGGGGCCGACAACAUACGCAGACCAAGACUUUGACUGGGAUCUACCAACCUUACCCCAGGAACAACUACAUAACCGCUGCUUGUUUGGGACCAAGGGCCGCACGCUCGGAGGGUCCUCUGUCAUCAACCAGGGGUUGGUAGUCUACCCGUCGCAGGCUGGGAUGAAUACCUGGGAACAGCUGGGCAAUCCUGGUUGGGGUUGGGAUGACUUCGCGCCAUACCUACGCAAGUUUGAAACUGCUUUCGGGCCUUCAGAGUCAGUGCGCGACUAUUUUCCGGGCAUGCAGUAUGAUCCGGAAGCGCACGGCCAAUCCGGGCCGCUGCAAGUAUCCUUCGCAAGUCAGUACAUGCCCGUCCAUGCAGCAUGCUGGCAGGGUUUCCGCGAAAUGGGAUAUCCAGCGAGCGCAGAUCCUAUCAACGGGAGAGGCCUCGGGCCGUUUGUGGCAGCCGGUGCGGUGGAUCCGGCUCAGCAUACGCGCAGUCAUGCCGGCGCAGCGUAUCUGCCGGAUUCUGUGCAGCGAAGACCGAAUCUGAGGGUCGUAACAGGGAUCCAGGUAGAUCGGCUAGGCCUUGAGCAAGACGAGUCCACCAAGAUCGUCCGGGCUAUGGCCGUCGAAGUAUCGCACGACAACCAGACGUACCAGAUCCGCGUCAAAAAUGAGGUAAUUCUGGCGGCAGGCGCAGUCCAGACACCGCAACUCCUCGAACUGUCCGGCAUAGGAGACGGCCCCUUGCUUCGAGCCCACGGCAUCAACCCGAUCAUCCAAAAUCCCGGAGUGGGUGAGAACCUGCAAGACCACGGCAUUGUCAGCUUCGGGUACGAGGUCGCAGACGGGGUGUCAUCAUUCGACGAGAUGGCGCAUAACCCAAAUGCAGCUGCCGCUGCCAUGGCCGCGUAUCAGCAGGACGGCUCCGGUCCACUAGGCAUGGUGCCGUACAUCUGCGCCAACAUGCCGUGCGUCGAUCUGCAGCCCACGGAGCGAGACAAUCUUCUGGGCAAGAUUGACGGAGCUUCUGGACCCAGCCCGAAACAAGCGCAGGUCCUGCGGCAACUCCUCCAAGACCCAGACGAGCCCACCUCGCAGUACACGCUGUUGCCCUUCCAACUCGACCCACGCCAAGGUUCCAAGGGUAUCAAAGCCCUCAUGUCGCCCGCCCACCCUCGGAAUUUCAUCACGCUCGUCUCGACGCUAUGCUAUCCGCUGUCGCGGGGGUCGGUGCAUAUCCGCUCCUCAAACCCCCGGCAUCACCCGGCUCUUGACCAUGGGAUCCUCCGCCACCCCGUGGAUCUUGAGCUGCAUGCCCGCCACGCGAUGUGGAUGGAGCAAUUGGCCGCGACGCCGCCAAUGACUGCGGUGCUCAAGGAAAACGGCGUCCGGCUGCAUAGCCCCGAGCCCAUUACCGAUCUAGAGCAUGCUAAGAAAGUGACAAAGGAGUUGUUACUUUCCACAUUCCAUCUGGCGGGGACGUGUGCCAUGACGCCGCGUGAGGACGGGGGCGUGGUCGAUCCUCGCCUGUGCGUGUACGGUACCACGAACGUUCGUGUAGUCGAUGCCAGUAUCUUCCCGUUGGUGCCGCGCGGGAAUAUCCAGGCGACUGUGUUCGCCGUCGCGGAGAAGGCUGCUGAUCUGAUCAAGGAGGACCUCGACGGUAAGCAGGACAAGAUCUAG
Molecule: messenger RNA, 1857 nt
Organism: Aspergillus japonicus CBS 114.51
Lineage: Eukaryota; Fungi; Ascomycota; Eurotiomycetes; Eurotiales; Aspergillaceae
Product: GMC family oxidoreductase
Exons: 1
Coding region: 1-1857 (618 amino acids)
Molecular function (GO): flavin adenine dinucleotide binding; oxidoreductase activity, acting on CH-OH group of donors
Source: RefSeq, a predicted model, not a curated record